This is a messenger RNA of Suillus discolor, 396 nucleotides long. RefSeq lists its product as uncharacterized. The annotation marks the transcript as partial. The record is from RefSeq and is a predicted model, not a curated record. NCBI's taxonomy places the organism in Eukaryota, Fungi, Basidiomycota, Agaricomycetes, Boletales, Suillaceae. The transcript has a single exon.
GCUGGAUAUGGCGCAUUAUUCCAUGAGAGCUCCUGCAAGAUAUUCAAUGAUAAAAAGAAGCUGUUGGGAGAGAUUCUGGUGAAUAAGGGCUUAUAUAGUGUAAAAGGGUCAAAGAGACCAUACACCAGAGCAGCAGCUGUAAAAGAAGUACUCACCAUGUGGGAAGUCCAUGCCAGACUAGGGCACAUGGCACCAAGUACCAUCACACAAAUGAUCCAUGACGGUGUGAUUACUGGAAUAAAUCUUGAUGUGGCAAAAAAGACGAUGGACAGUUGCGAGUCCUGCAAAUAUGCCAAGGCAAUGCACAAGCCCAUCAGAAAGGUCCAAGACCCGCCAAGACAUGAAAACUUUGGCAACAAGGUCCACAGCAACCUCUGGGGCCCUUCACCUGUUUGA